This is a messenger RNA of Geosmithia morbida, 1533 nucleotides long. RefSeq names its product molybdenum cofactor sulfurtransferase. The transcript has a single exon. The record is from RefSeq and is a predicted model, not a curated record. Lineage: Eukaryota; Fungi; Ascomycota; Sordariomycetes; Hypocreales; Bionectriaceae. The coding region runs from base 1 to 1533 and encodes 510 amino acids.
AUGACCCUGUCCUCCUCCCCUUUCCCGUCCAGCAUCGCGGCGUCGUACCCGGACUAUGAGACCACCUCUAGGCUGGAUACCAUCCGGGACACGGACUACUCCUACCUCGACCGUCAGUCCCACGUCUACCUUGACUACGCAGGCGCCGGGCUCGCGGCCGCCAGCCAGGUGAGGUCCCACGCCGACCGCCUCACCAGCCUGAUAGCCGGCAACCCCCACUCGGCCAGCCCGUCGAGCGCCGUGUCCAACGACGCCAUGGCCGAGGCGAGGUCCCGCGUCCUCCGCUUCUUCAACGCCGACCCCGGAGAGUACUCGGUCAUCUUCACCGCCAACGCUACCGGCGCCGCCCGCCUCGUCGGCGAGGCCUACCCCUUCACGCGCGGCUCGCGGCUCGUCCUCACGGCCGACAACCACAACUCCAUCAACGGACUCAGGUGCUUCGCCGCAAAGGCCCGCGCCCCCACCGUCUACGUCCCAGCCGACCCGGUUGACCUGCGCACCGACACCGGUGCCGUGGCUGCCGCUCUAUCCUCUUCCUCUUCUCCUUUCAAGAAAGUCAACUUCUCAUGCUUCCCUCUCCUGAGCAGGAAGAUGAACCGGAGCGGGAGAGGGAGCAGGAGCAAGACGUCACCCGCCAGAAAGCUCUUCGCCUACCCUGCCCAGAGCAACUUCUCCGGCGUCCGCCACCCGCUCUCGUGGGUCAGGAUGGCCCAGGAUCAGGGCUACGACGUCCUCCUCGACGCGGCCGCCUACGUCACCACCGCGCGUCUGGACCUGUCCGUCGUCAAGCCGGACUACGCCACCGUGAGCUGGUACAAGCUGUUCGGCUUCCCUACCGGGGUCGGCUGCCUGAUUGCCCGCCGCGACUCGCUGGCCGGCCUGGACCGCCCCUGGUUCUCCGGCGGCACCGUGCGCGCCGCCACCGUCGGCGUCCAGUGGGUCGAGCCGGCCGCCGACGAGGCCGCCUUCGAGGACGGCACCCCCAACUUCCUGUCCCUGGCCGACGUGCACUACGGCAUCGACUGGCUCGACCGCGAGGUCGGGCUCGACGUCCUGGCCACCCGCGUCCGCUGCCUGACCGGCUGGUUCCUCGAUCGUCUCCGCGCUCUCCGACACUCGGACGGCUCGCCCAUGGCCGUCGUCUACGGCCCCGUCGACACCGUCGACCGCGGCGGCACCGUAGCUUUCAACCUCGUCGACGCCGCCGGUCGCGUCGUCGACCAGCGCAUCGUCGGCCCCGAGUCCGCCGCCGUCAACAUCUCCAUCAGGACAGGCUGCUUCUGCAACCCCGGCGCCGGAGAGACGGCCCUGGGCAUCGGACGUGACGCCAUCCUCCGCCUCUCGGAGACCAGGGGCCUCUCCUUCGACAGCAUCGUCAAGACGCUCGACCAGCCCUUCAUCGGUGCCCUGCGCGUCUCCUUUGGAGUUGCCUCCAACGCCGCUGAUGUCGACAUGUUUCUGCAGUUUGUCAAGAAGACCUAUCGUGAUCGAGAGGUGACCUGGGAGGGCUUGCCUCCUCUUGAGAGCUGUUAA